CUGAAGGAAUCAAGAUUUAAUUAAUUCAGUAAGUAUCUUAAAUAUUUCUUUCGUUAGAAGCAAAUCUCAAAUCUUUAAACACUAUAUCAGAGCAAAGUAACCAUAAAAGAUGCUACUCUCGCGAUAAUGUCACCAUGCUGCCCAGUAGUGGAAUCAAAUGGGCUAAUAUUGAUAUUAGAUAAGUACUGUCGUAAACUACACACAUUCUUACAAUCUCGAAACUUACAGCUGUGGUGAUUUCGCACUUCUGUUCGCAAGAGAGCUCAAGCUGGUCGUAGACGGCGAUCAUCUGCUCAAACUGUUGCAUCUUGCGUUUGAGCCGCGCGAUCUCCGCGUUCUUCGAGGCCAUCAUCAUCUCUAUUAACACGUUGGUGGGCACGUACUUGCCGCGCGCCACCUCAUUGUUCUUCUUGAUGAUCUCCACCAGAUGCUCCGUCUUGUCUGAACAGAAGUGCGACCAUGCGCGCGCGUCCGUGCAUGACGCGUACGCCUUCAACUUCCCUUCAUUCCUACAAGGCAAGUCGAACGGGUCGCAAUACUCGUUGAACACACGCUCCCUUUUCGUUAUAAAAGACAUCGCCGAUUAUCCUUGUAUGUUGUUCAACGCAAUUUUUUCUAAACAUAUACAUGUAUAAUUAUUAUAAGUUUAUUUUUCACCACCAUCCAUUUUACACAUAACGAUACGAAUUUUACUAUUUGUACUACACAAUAAAAUGUAAAUAAUUAAAAUAGCAAAUAUUUUGAGCUGUCAUCAGAAAUCGAGACGGAAUUGGGCUUGAAUUGGAAUGUCAUUAUUUAAAUUUGUUUUUAUUUUCGACGACGUCUUCUUGGUGAUAACCAGCUUCUAAAAGUUUGAUAAAGAUAUGCAAUCUAUUUGGAUAAAAUUAUUUUUAUACAGAAACUUGCUUACUUCACUUAGAAAAUAAAACUUAUGGACAGUACCUUUAUGUUCUUUUCGUUAAGUACACACAGCGAAGAAGUCAAAAAAUUCUUACGGCUAUGUUCAAUUAAAAUAAAAAGAUCUUAUUAUAAUUCCAUGGAUGUUAUGGUCUAUGGAAAAAAUAAUUUUGUUCCCUGUGUUUCUUCAGUUGGCAUUUGGAUCUUGGAUCUGUGUUAUAAACUAAUGUCAUUUGUGUGACACACAUGUUUUAGUUCUCAAAAUUCCACGUUUUCGAUAUCAAUGACCGAAAGAUAGAAAUGUUUGUUUGAUUAGUGUAAAAAUUCAAUGAAUUUCCUAGAUCACCACAGGCUGUGUAAUCUUCAGCUGCUGGUGCGCAACGAGGGUAAGAUCAAAUCAUACGAGUCCUGCUGCGACAUCCGGGCAUGGAGCCAUAACGUGCGCACACGCGACAUCUACCUCAGGGAAUGGAUAAAGUGCGAUAUGCCCCUUUGUGUUGUUCCCUGCAGCACCUUAAUCGGUUUCUUCAGAACCAUGACUUGUAAAAGAAGUGGAAGGGCUACUCCACGUUGCCAUCCCGAUUGCAAGUCAAAAGUGAUUCUUGAGAGUAUUACUACAUCAUGUGAUGCUAUAAAAGAAUGCCUGAAGGCAGAUGAAAGUUUGGAGAAGUAUUUUAUGGAGGCAAACCUUGAAACAAGCCAUUGGCCUUGUGAAAGAUGUUUGGAGGCAUUGAAAAGUAUCAAAACAUUUUGGAGAAUAAUGUUGGAAAGAGUUUUUGCCAUAAACGUUACCAGAAACGAGUGUUUCCAGGACAGCAGUUGUUGCACAACCGACAGCGUUCGCAAUAUGGCUCGUAUAUGGAAGAAGGAUAUGAUACAACAAGCGAUGUUUGUCAAAACUAUCACACCACAAAUUGUUUGUCAGAAUCGCGCUCGAAAUUGCUGCAAAAAGCAAGCCAUUAAAAAAGUGAGCAGUUGCCAUAUUUCUGCACCGUGCAGUGAUGGAGACGCCAAGCCGUUGUUACGAAAGUCUAGCAGAAUCACGUGCUGCUCCAAUAGACACAGUAGUAGCCAUAAAAGAGUAACAAUUGACUGUUCACCUAGUAGUAGUUUGUGUAAGACAUGUCAAACCCCGCCGAGAAGAUUAUGUAGAUGUAUUUCAGCUAAAGUCAGAACGGCGGAUGUCGGAAUUAACUGCAGUGAUUGCGGCGAAGUAAAAGCUUACAGGUCAAGCGUGGAAUGUAUAAAGAAAAAUUAUGACUUGCAAAGAGAGGAAAUCGAACAGCUGAAGAAAGAAAAUUGCUCGUUGAAAUGUGAAUUACAAAACAUAUAUAAAACUUGCAAAUGGAAAGCGUAUUAUUGUACAGAUUCUAUGAAAUCAGAAAAAGGAUGUACAAAAGGAUGCACAGAUAUUGUUCCACAACCGUUUGAUUAUUGUGUUGAUGACAAUACUACCUGUACCACCUGUACCUCGGCCAAAGAUGCUGAUUCAGAAUUAGUAAUCACAAUGAAAAAUUGUAAGCACGAGAGUUUUAGACAUGUGAGUUUGUUACAAGUGCUUCAUAAAACGAAUGAUCCGUGUGUGCAAGAUAACAAUAUUGGGGCACCCUGUUAUAAAAGCGAAGACCCUAUUGCUUUAUUAUCAAAAGUUCAAGCGACUUUGGGAGCGAUGGUCAAGAGGGAGUUGGCAUUAGCCAAGUGCAGGAAGAGGUGCGGUAGUAACUCAGAAAUCGAAGCUUCCUUUCAAAGAGUAAAUGCUUGUAAAUCAUCCGCAUCACACACAACGCUAUCGUCCCGAUGUACGGUUGGCUAGUUUAGGUAUUUACGUAUUAUUGUCCUCAUGUUAGUUUUGCUAAGUAUCAUUUCAGAACGGAACUGUGCCAAUGUAUUUCAUAUUUCUUAUGUCUACAAUAUACUAGUAAAAGCUCGU
Pectinophora gossypiella (pink bollworm) is the source of this 2827-nucleotide messenger RNA. RefSeq lists its product as uncharacterized. NCBI's taxonomy places the organism in Eukaryota, Metazoa, Arthropoda, Insecta, Lepidoptera, Gelechiidae. The transcript has 5 exons. Bases 1226 to 2710 code for a protein of 494 amino acids. The record is from RefSeq and is a predicted model, not a curated record.